Messenger RNA from Penicillium psychrosexuale, 690 nucleotides. RefSeq lists its product as uncharacterized. Bases 1 to 690 code for a protein of 229 amino acids. The transcript is spliced from 2 exons. The record is from RefSeq and is a predicted model, not a curated record. NCBI's taxonomy places the organism in Eukaryota, Fungi, Ascomycota, Eurotiomycetes, Eurotiales, Aspergillaceae.
AUGGUCUACUUCUGCACCACCGAAUUGACCCGCGAGAAAGAAGCCCUGCUAGCCAAGUGUAUCUUGGGUUUAUUCCCAUGGGAAGAAGGCUGGGAAUUCCUAGCAGACGAAAUGAUAAUGUUUCUUCCCUUGGAAGAUAAUCAAGGGGAUAUUCUCGAGACAUUCAAGUUCCAUCAAAGUGUCGCCCGACCCAACUUCCUUGAUAUGCACAUGGCGCUCGAUGGAACGGUGCUUUUCAGGGACUGCUAUGCCAAGCUCAUUAUCGAUGACCGGACCCUUGAGACCGGACUGGGGCUUUGGGUUGAAUUCGCAACGAACGGUAUCUACAAGAAAGCCUACCGCGCUCAAAUUAUGAUGGAGGAAUUCGCCCACUUUUAUCGCGAAAUCGGUCCGGGAAAUCAGGUCCCAAUAGAGCAGGCGCUGAAUUACAUAGAGUCACGGGUAAUAUACCAAGACCGCGAUGAAGAUGCAGAUCCAAGAGAGAUCUUGGAGGAUGAGCCAGUCGACAUGCGACGGCGGCUCGUGGAAAUCUACCGAGGGGGUGAAGUCGAUCUAGUGGAUGACUAUGCGCCAGGCUUUCGCGAGGCGGAGGAGCAGGGUAAUGGCUUAGCGAUCGGAUAUGAUUUGGAACAGAUACUUGCGAAUGAUGGACAUCCCCUGACUAUCAAAGAUCAUGGAAGUGAUCAUUAG